Messenger RNA from Oryza sativa Japonica Group (Japanese rice), 2235 nucleotides. RefSeq names its product putative disease resistance RPP13-like protein 1. Gene Ontology annotation, molecular function: ADP binding. Gene Ontology annotation, biological process: defense response to other organism. The record is from RefSeq and is a predicted model, not a curated record. NCBI's taxonomy places the organism in Eukaryota, Viridiplantae, Streptophyta, Magnoliopsida, Poales, Poaceae.
GUAUAAGAAUCCUUAAGGUUGUCAAUGCACAAGAUAAUCGAAGAUGUUCCAGUAAGUUGUUUUCUAGUAGCAUCAAUGUUAAAAUUCCUACCGAAACAUGGCAAAAUCUUAAACAACUUCGUGCAUUGGAUUUCAGUCAUACUGCACUUGCACAAGUACCUGAUUCAAUAGGAGAAUUGAAACUACUCAGAUAUCUUAGCUUUUUCCAAACACGAAUUACCACUAUCCCAGAAUCAAUUAGUGACCUCUACAAUCUGAGGGUCUUGGAUGCAAGAACGGACAGCCUUAGAGAGCUCCCACAAGGCAUAAAAAAACUGGUCAACCUCCGCCAUCUCAAUUUGGAUCUUUGGUCCCCACUUUGCAUGCCAUGUGGGAUAGGUGGGCUAAAAAGGCUACAGACAUUGCCAAGGUUUAGCAUUGGAAGCGGAGGUUGGCAUUCCAAUGUUGCCGAGCUACACCAUCUGGUGAACAUACAUGGAGAGUUAUGUAUUACAGGACUACGGAGGGUUAUAAAUGUUGAUGAUGCUCAGACAGCUAAUUUAGUCAGUAAGAACCAAUUGCAAAUCCUGAGAUUAGACUGGUCUGAUGGUGUUUGCCCCAACAACUGCAGUCAUCCUAGCAGCCAAAAUGAUGUGGCUACCCCAGACCCAGAGCAUGAGGAAGAGAUCUUUGAGAGCCUACGGCCGCACAAGAACAUCGAAGAAUUGGAGGUAGUCAAUUAUAGUGGAUACAAAUAUCCUAGCUGGUUUGGGGCUUCUACCUUCAUGCACUUGGCAAAGAUAAUCCUAUGUCAGCAAAGCUGCAAGUUCCUUCCUCCACUUGGGGAAUUGCCACGCCUCCGCAUACUCUCUAUGGAGUGCAUGACAGAUGUGGAGCAUGUGCGACAGGAGUUCCGUGGAAACAUCACCACAAAGGCAUUCCCAGCUGUUGAGGAGCUGGAGUUUCAAGAAAUGUUGAAAUGGGUUGAGUGGUCUCAAGUUGGUCAGGAUGACUUUCCUUCACUCCGCCUGCUAAAAAUCAAGGAUAGCCACGAGUUGAGGUACCUCCCACAGGAGCUAUCUUCCUCCCUCACAAAGUUAGUUAUCAAGGAUUGCAGCAAACUUGCUAGUCUACCAGCUAUUCCAAACCUCACUACUUUGGUCUUGAAGAGCAAGAUAAAUGAACAAAUUCUGAAUGAUUUGCACUUUCCGCAUCUCAGAUCACUGAAAGUGUUACUGUCACGGAGCAUCGAGCACCUUUUACUUGACAAUCAGAAUCACCCAUUGCUCGAAGUCUUGGUUAUCAGUGUUUGCCCACGUCUUCACUCUAUAAUGGGUCUUAGCAGCCUUGGGUCACUCAAAUUUUUGAAGAUACAUAGAUGUCCUUAUCUGCAGCUACCAUCUGAUAAACCACUGUCAACACAGCUUCAGCGACUUACCAUCACAAAGUGCCCAUUGCUAGCAGACUGGUUGGAAGUCCAAAUUUCGCACCAGCAAUGCCAGUUACAUGAGUCUAAAGAUGCUUGGUAUGAAGAGCAACAAGCUCUGAAUGAAUUGAAUGAUGCAAGUGAGGACGAGCACAGAGAGGAGUUUGGGCUUUUGUACGAAGAUGACAAUGGAGAGGACAACGAUGAGCAAGACCAUGAGCAGUCAGAAGAUGAGGAAAUUCAGUACGGCAGUGAUGACAGUAGCGAAGAGGAUGAAUAGAUAGCUUAAUUUGGUAUAAAAAUUAGAAAGAACACUGCAACCUAUAAGUAAUAAUCACCUAAUCAACGUCAUGCUUUACAGGUGAGGAGCUCAUACCAUAUUAGCUACAUAUAUAUUUUACCGUCUCUCAUGGGUCAUGUGGUGUGAUUGUGUGAAUUAAACAACCAACUAUUAUUUACCUUUUGCGGAGAAAACAGCUGCAUUAUGUGUAGUGGUUCCUGAGUGGUGUAAUUGGUACUAUUUGGACACUCAUAGCAGCCUGGUUCCUUUUCUCUUAUCGCUAUAAGAAAUGGCAUGCAAACCUUCUACGUAUUCUUUAAAAAAAAAGAUAGUUAAAGUCAAGGCUUUGGAUUGAAUCAGGCUAGUCACAAACCUGAAAUGCAUAUAACGUAUAGAAGUAUAAUAGCUGCAGUAACAAAUUAUAGCCUUAUAGGCCCAGUUCUAGGUUCAAACUCGACCAAGAGAUCUGAAUGGCAACAAUACUGCAUCCAAUCUCCAGCUCAGCAAAGAAACUAUGGAGCAACUAGUUAGCUCAAAUGUAGAUUAAUUG